CAAUUAAGAGACUAAAGUGUCGUGCAAUUGAAAUAAUGUAAAGUUUUCCACCAAAAGCCAAUAGAAAUGAGUGAAUUAAAAAAAUUAAAAAUGAAAAAAUAAACGAGAUUAUUCUCACGAAAAGAAGAAAAAAGGAAGGAAAAAAAAGAGAAUAGUGAAUUUUUGUUCGUUCUUCACUGUAAAAAAAAAGUUGCAUGAACGAAAAGUAAGGAGGAAUAUAAGUAAAGAAAAAUAAAAGAAAGAACGUGAAUUGAAAGAGGAAAAAAGGAAUAUACACGUAUAUAUGAAAGUAAAAUAUUAUAAGAAAUGAGAAGCUUUUACCACAUGAAAAAGUCUGUAAGGAAAAAGUUUCAACUUUACUCAUCUUAGAUUAAGAAAUGCGCUUAGGAUCAUCGUCAAUAAAUGAUCCUUUAAUUGGAGUUAGUAAUGAUUAUGCUGAGCUUUGUGACCUGGAAACAUCAUCAUCAACAGUUUCUGGUCUAACGUCAACCACCGCAGGAACAAAGCCACGUUGGGCAGCUUCAUCAAUAAACAAUAGACGAAAUGUUAGUGCAAUUUAUAAUCAAUCGGUUGGCUCGAGCAGCAUGACUCACAUACGAAAUAGUUAUGAGGCUGAGGAUAUAUCAACAUAUGAUCGAGCACGAACGAUAGGAAAUAGUACAGGCUCCCUAUGUGGAUUAGGUGGUGGUGGUAAUAGUUCGUCUUCUGUACCGACAGGAGCAAGUCGUUAUUAUUCUCCACCAGGAACAUCAUAUACAAUUAUUGAACGCUCACAUUCACCACAUUACUAUUAUAACGCAGCUGGUGACCCUUUAGCAGCAGCUGCGAGCAAAUCAAGAGGAGGUUAUUACCUCGACACAUUAAAACAGAAUGGUCAAAAGAAGAGACCUAUAUCGCCUGAACGAAUGUUUCCAAUCACCUCAUCUUCAUCUACACCAAGUAGCUAUCAUCAUUUACUACCAAAUGGCCGAAAUUCUCCACCGGUUACGUCAUCAUCACAUCAAGUUUAUCACAGAGCAGCACGUGAUCGUUCAAUGAUUACUCGAACAGUUACUAUGUCCCGAGACCAGCAGCCAGAUGGUUCGCAUGGUUUUGGGAUUUGUGUUAAAGGCGGACGAGAAACGGGUAUCGGCGUCUAUAUAUCACGAGUGGAAGAAGGAUCGGUUGCUGAACGUUCAGGGUUGAAACCAGGUGACACUAUACUCGAAGUCAAUGGUACACCUUUCUCAGGAAUGACACACGAUGAGGCACUUACGAGAUGUGUACAGAUUUUGAAAUCAUCGCGGCAAAUCACGAUGACGGUGAGAGGGCCGACUUCACUGCAUGGUUUUGGACCUCCGGCAAGUGCCACAGAUGUAUUUAAGUCUUCACCAAUGACGGGAGCUCUUUUAUCACCUCCUUCACGACAAACUUGCUCAUGGAUUGAUCGACAUGGUCGACCAGCAUCACCGCCUUAUGACUUUGAAGGACGAAGGUCUGAUAGACAUGAAAGAGUUCGACGUGUUGAAUUAGUGAUAGAGCCUGGUCAAUCUCUUGGACUAAUGAUACGAGGUGGCAUUGAAUAUGGUUUAGGAAUUUAUGUCACCGGCGUAGAUAAGGAUAGCGUGGCAGAUCGUGCUGGACUUAGUGUUGGAGAUCAAAUUCUCGAGGUCAAUGGACAAUCAUUUAUGAAUGUGACCCACGACGAAGCAGUAAAUCAAUUUAAAUUUCACAAAAGAAUGUCACUGGUUGUACGUGAUGUUGGUAAAGUUCCACAUUCAUGUACAACAAUUGAACCCGAACCGUGGGAUGUUGGACGACGAAAAUGUCCUGUAUCAGCAAUGGUUGAGGAAAAAGCUCGAAGUCUAUUGCCACGACAUCAAUUUUCCAAUCUAUCUUUUUAUAUUAAUGAAUAUGGUGCUCGAGGACUGACAGUGGAUGCUUUCGUUUCCAUUUUACUGGAAAUGUUAGACACCCCAGAAAAGCACACACUAGUUACCGAAAUUAGAGAAUUGAUUUUUCCUGAAGAUCGACCGCGGUAUGAUGAACUCGUCUAUAGACGGAGUAAAUUGAGUUCACGAAUGGAUUAUUAUGAUUCACAUAGAGCUUCCGAUACGGAUGUAGAAGUGAGUGAAGUGACAAAGAAAAAGCACGUAACAAUGACGGAUGAGAAGACAAGUUCCCGAUCAGGCACACCGAAAAUGAAUGCUUCAGGCACUGAUAUAAAGAAUCGGUACUGGUUUUUAGAACCACCAGCUCCACUUCCACAAGGACCAUCAAUACAUCGUCACUCAUCUAUGCGACAUUUGAGUUCCUCCCAAGGACACAUGUCUGAAAUGUUAGCGCAGGCAAAAAAGCGUUUUACACCACCACCUACAUUUGCAAAAUCAUCAAUGAAUAAUGCUAGCAAUUUUACUUAUGGCAAUCAAUUUAAACAAUUUAGUCCUCUAGAAUCGAAAUGUGGUGAUAAGCUUUAUAAUCCAAGACCAAGACGAGGAAGUGAUUCAUUGUCACGUCUCGAUUAUGAUUCGGGUAGCUAUUUAGAAGGAAUUCGAACGCAAAUAGGCGGUAUAACUGAAAAAGUUAAAUCAUGGUACUGGGGUCGACCUUUAUCUAUGCAGCGUUUGCCAACCGAGGAUAGUGAAGCAAAUUUAGAUUUACGAAAUCACGAAAAUUUAUCACACAUUGUACCUGAUGAGAAUGGCAAUUUGUUUAUUACCGUACGAAAGACGAAAGCGAUAUUGGGAAUAGCGAUGGAAGGUGGUGCAAACACAAAGCAUCCGCUACCUAGAAUCAUUAAUAUACAUGAACAUGGUGCGGCGUAUGAAGCUGGUGGCUUAGAGGUUGGUCAACUCAUUUUAGAAGUUGAUAAUACGAAAGUUGAGGGAAUGCAACAUCAGGAUGUUGCUCGUCUCAUAGCUGAAUGUUAUGCAAAUCGUGAUCGUAAUGAGAUCACAUUUUUGGUUGUGGAAGCGAAGAAAUCAAACCUGGAGCCAAAGCCAACUGCUCUUGUUUUCCUUGAACAAUAGCACCUUUUAGCAAUGUCUCCGAUGGAUUUCUCAGCAGUGCCAGAUUCCGGCAUCGACUUAACUCGUUAGAUAAAAUAAUUAAAAAAAAAAUCCAAAAAAAAAAAAUAAAAAAUAUGUUAUAGUAAUUUCCAAACAUGCUUCUACAUAAUUCUUAUCAAAAAUAUUUUUUUCGGUUCCACCUUACUAUUGUUUUUUUUUAUAUUCAAUAAAUUUCUAAUUCGAAAACACCAAAAACACAUCAUCAAACUUUUUUGGAAAUUAUCAAUCAAAAUUGAGUUAUGUUGGACAAAACAAGCAGAACAACACGUCCGACAUAAUUAAAUUUCAUACACGAUCAUUUUUCUAUUAAGUUAACAAGAAUAUCGAGCUGAACAAUUUCACAAAAAAAUCCACAUUAAAAACGAGAAGAAUCAAAAUUUUCAUAAUCAAAUUCGUAUUAAAAUCAUGUACGAUGUGUUUUUAUUCUGAAAAUGAUGGCAGUUCCUCUGUGUCU
This is a messenger RNA of Chironomus riparius, 3501 nucleotides long. NCBI's taxonomy places the organism in Eukaryota, Metazoa, Arthropoda, Insecta, Diptera, Chironomidae. The record is from the annotation of a GenBank genome assembly.